GUAACCAAAGCAAAGGACAAACGUCAAAGGAUGGUUGUCGGAACAGCACCGGAAAUGUUUCUCGGAGCAUUAUCAGCAAACGGUCGCCGGUAGUUUUCUUCGCCGGCGAUCGCCCUGAUCGACUCGGAGUCGCGCACUGAAAUCGCCUUAGCGCAUGAUCUCGUUUCGCCGCCUUCUACGUGGGCUCUCCAAGUUCAAUCCAAGAAGACGACGGCUCUCGACCUCUUGCGCAGCCGAUGCAGCGUCCGUCGCUUACCUCCACGCCCAGUCUCGGCGGCAACCCGAUUCGCCGAGCUCGACCCAAGCCCACGCCAAAAUGGUGGCGGCCCUCUUGUCCGAAUGCGAUGACAAGCGUGGGUUGAGCCGGAUACACGCCCAUGUGAUCCGCUCUCGGUUGUUAGAUUCGAAUCCCGUCGCAUUUCACUGGAACAACGUCAUACGAGCCUAUGCGAGACUGGACGGCCCGAGAAAGGCGUUGCUUGUGUACGCGUUCAUGGCGCGAGCGGGCGUCUCGCCGGAUUCUUACACUCUUCCCAUUGUUUUGAAGGCGGUGUGCCAGUCUUUUGAUUUUGAAGCUGGUAGGCAGGUCCAUGGUGUCGCCGUGAAACAUGGGUUGGAGUGUAAUGAGUUCUGCGAGAGCGGUUUCAUCAGUUUGUACUCCAAGGCAGGAGAUUUCGGUGAUGCGCGCAAGGUGUUUGAUGAAAAUGCUGACAGAAAGUUGGGUUCUUGGAACGCCAUGAUAGCAGGUCUUGCCCAAGGUGGGCGCUCCAGGGAAGCCAUCGACCUGUUCAUAGAGAUGCGGAGAAGUGGUUUCGUAUUAGAUGACGUGACUUUGGUCAGUGUAACAUCGGCUUGUGGAAGCAUUGAUGACCUAGAUUUGGCACUUCAAUUGCACAAAUAUGUUUUUCAGGCUAAAAAUAGUGAGAAAGCUGAUAUUUUGAUGUUCAACUCCCUUAUUGACCUAUAUGGUAAAUGUGGUCGAAUGGACUUAGCAUACAAAGUUUUUCUCGAGAUGGAGGAAAGAAAUGUAUCAUCCUGGACUUCUAUGAUCGUGGGUUAUGCAAUGCAUGGGCUGGUAAGUGAUGCUCUCGAAUGCUUCCGUUGCAUGAGAGAGGCUGCUGUGAGGCCUAAUUUUGUGACCUUUGUUGGAGUACUUAGUGCUUGUGUACAUGGAGGGAUGGUGCAAGAGGGAAAAUGUUAUUUUGAUAUGAUGCAGAAAUUUUAUGGAAUAACACCUCGUUUACAGCAUUAUGGUUGCAUGGCCGAUCUGUUUGGUCGAGCUGGAAUGUUUGAUGAGGCUAAAGAAAUGGUGGAAGGGAUGCCAAUGAAGGCGAAUUCGAUUAUUUAUGGAUGUCUGUUGGGUGCUUGUGAGAAGCAUGAGAACGUGGAAAUUGGUGAAUGGGUGGCUAAGCAUUUGCAAGAGUUAGAACCGUGGAAUGACGGGGUUUAUGUGGUAUUGUCCAAUAUCUAUGCCAGCAAAGGUAUGUGGAAAGAAGUGGAGGAAAUGAGAGUGGUGAUGAAGCAGAGAAGACUUGCUAAGCUUCCAGGUUAUAGCUUGGCAACAAAUUCAGAAUGAUAGUUGAUAGACUGAAGUUCUCGGCGUUCAUGGCUUUCGCAAAUAAUUGUUAGUUGAUGGCACCCUGGAAUUCUCAAAGUUUAGUUCUCGCAAUCUUCACAAGUAUCUUAAUCUUCUUUGGAAAGCCAUAGUGAUGAAAUUUUUUGUACGGUUUGGAGAAAAAUCUUUUUUUUUCUCAUUGCAAGAGCAACAAUACAAUAUUGGCUAGCUGAUUUUAGCCUAAUUUAAUAAGGAAACAGAUUCAUAAGCACAUCUUGCUUAGGUACUGUAUCAUAAAAGAAUGAUUGGUUUUUUCAGAUUUUCUCUUCCCGCAAAAAGCAUAAAAUGAGUCGAUCACGUCGGAUAAGAAGCUAUGAAGGGACAGUGCAUUGAUGCUUCUAAGUAUUGGCGUUCACAGUGCUAAUAGUAUGUGAGCUGCUUCAUAGAAGGUGGAGACUGAAAAUCUGAUGAAUUUAGUGGAGGAAAGCCGCAAGGUUUCUUUUUGCAGGUUUCCCAUAGUUUCAGUCUGCUCUAGAGGACAUUUUUUUUUGUCUCUUCUGGAUUAACUGGUUCAAUUAUUUUAUUUGCAGCUUUUUCAGAUUAAUUAAUAGCAACUCACCUUUCGAGUCUGUUCUUUUAUUAUAAGCACCAUUUGAUAUAUUUUCUCACUAUUAUGGCUUUUAAGCUGCAAUUAAUUCCGAUAUUGCCUCUUUCUCGCAAUGGAAAGAGAAAAGGUGAAGAGGGGGACAUUAACUUCACUGACUUGCUGACUAGCUAAGAAUGCUUGAAUGAAGCACUUUUUCCAGAUUCUUGCUUUAUAGGAUCUGAACACAGUGUCUGUUUUCUAGAGCCCCUUCUGUCAAAUGAGUCAUAAUCCUCCUGGCACAUCUGUUGGUCCCGAUUUAUAGUUAAUUCAUACCAGAUGGUAUCGGAAGAGGUACUUACAGCUCCCAGUAAGUUAUCUUCCCUUUCAGACCGUUAAUUCAUAUAUUUGAAGGGAUGACUAAUCAUAACUGACAAAAUUCCUCCGAUCACUUGGUUAACGGCCAGUUACCAAAGCUCCAAUCACGCUAUUACACAUGUAUAUAAGUUGGAAAACACAGCUUUUGUAUCAGAAGUGGCUUCUAGGCUCACACAUUACUAGAAAAAGUUCUUCCCUCUCUGCAGAAGGACUAAAGUGUCUGUUGAAUUGCCAAAUAACAUUGAAGGUCAUGGAGCAUUCAAUUUCAGAUUUGAAUUCUUGUAAGUAGGGACGAAGUUAGUGUUUUACAAGUCAAGUUUCUUUUGUGAGGUGUUUUGUGGUAAUGGAAUAGAACAGUGACACUUGGGAAGGGACUGGAAUUUUAUUGCACAGGUGACUUUUUGCUGGUGGAUACAAAAGGUGUGCAACUUGUUGAGCUGCGCUCUUUCACAGUUGCCCAAUUUAUUGAAAAUAUCCUAUCACGCAGUGAUUGUUGUAUGCAUGCAAGAAAGACACAAACACGGCAGGUAAGAUUUAUGCCCCUAGUGUUGAUAGAGCAGCCUCUAUUCUUUCUGCCAUACCUUGGAGAGCAGAACCGUAGAACUCUGCCAAACCUUUCUCACUCCAUCCUUCAAUUGGAUUUGCAACAAAGGACCAAGUUAUAUCGGUUGCAUUUUUUGCGGCAUCUUUCACUUGUGAUCAAUAGCAAGCAGCUUCUCCAGAGCCCAGUUGGUGACCGCCUCCUCCGAAAUGUCAGCGGAGAUUUUCGUGACAGCAGCAUAUCGGAUGCAGCCGGGCUGACCCGAUACACCUUCAACUCCGUGGCAUGUGUCUAUCGUGGGGAGCCACUUGUGAAGGUUGAAGAAAUCCUGCAGAAGCGGCCAUAUCUGGUCAGGACUAGAGCCUCUCACUCGGGCACUAACCUUUCCAUCCCAUCUUUUCUCUGCUUCACAGGCCAUAAUAACGCAGCUUCAGGCUUCAGCAAUUAGCAUUUAGCAUUGUUGUCAGUGUAUGAGAAAAUCUGUAAGUGUUGGACAGUGCUCUUAGGUUGGCUUCAGUUGGUCAAAUGGAUGUAUAUGAGCGGGUGCUAUAGUGUCCCAUGAACACGUGAGAUAUAACUGAGAGCACUUCUUGUCAGUGUGUGAAGGAGCAUAUUCUGGAAGCGGCAUGGGAAUCAUGUAAUUGCCACAUCGUUAUUUAGUAGCUACCAAAUAUGGGAAUUUGUUACCUUUUGCGAAAACUAUGGACAGAAAACGCUAUUGAUUGCAUUUUUUUCA
This is a messenger RNA of Syzygium oleosum, 3793 nucleotides long. Its product is annotated as pentatricopeptide repeat-containing protein At1g77170, mitochondrial. NCBI's taxonomy places the organism in Eukaryota, Viridiplantae, Streptophyta, Magnoliopsida, Myrtales, Myrtaceae. The transcript is spliced from 2 exons. Gene Ontology annotation, biological process: RNA modification. Bases 155 to 1576 code for a protein of 473 amino acids. The record is from RefSeq and is a predicted model, not a curated record. Gene Ontology annotation, molecular function: protein binding; RNA binding.